This is a messenger RNA of Eufriesea mexicana, 2111 nucleotides long. Its product is annotated as alpha-tocopherol transfer protein-like. The record is from RefSeq and is a predicted model, not a curated record. Gene Ontology annotation, molecular function: phosphatidylinositol bisphosphate binding. Gene Ontology annotation, cellular component: membrane. NCBI's taxonomy places the organism in Eukaryota, Metazoa, Arthropoda, Insecta, Hymenoptera, Apidae. The transcript is spliced from 5 exons. Bases 468 to 1391 code for a protein of 307 amino acids.
CGCGAACACCACGACGGACGAAUCGCGACCGAAAGAAUUCACACCGCUGCGUCACGUGCACCGCCGCGAAAACACAUCGCGACCCGAGCCUUGCCGACCCUGGGACCGAACCCAGCCAGCGUAUAAGAGCGGGCCCCGGGCCUCGGGCCCGCCGCAUUUUCGUCCGUUUUUCGAUCGAACGCGCGUCGUCGUCGCGGCACUGGCAUUCUCGCCUCGGUUCGAUCGUCGCGCCCCCACCUCGCCGAUAACUCACUCGGCUGCCGGCAGAAUUUUCCGUCCCGCCUUCCGAUGUGCCUUCGUCGAUACGCGGCUGGUUCAUGAGACAAACUUCCGCCGGUUCCAUCGUUCCAUCGUGCAACCUUAAUACAAAAGCUUUCGUCGCCGGUAUCGUGCGUUCCCGUGGAUCUAGUCGGGAGGAGUAGGAGGCGUUCGAGGUUCGGCAGUCGUAACACUUGUUGGAUGCGACGAUGGCGCUGACUGACCGAAUCAUGCUGACCGAUUGGGAUACGCUCCCCUCGCUCAAAGUGGGCGACUUCACGCUCGAGGUGGAGAUCGGCCCACCAUCCGCGGAGUUGCAGGAAGUCGCGAAGAAGGAACUUCGGGAGACGUCGGAACUCCAGCAAGAAUCGAUGGACAGACUUAGGGAAUUGCUGAAAGGCGAGACAGACUUGAAGUGUCCUCUGGAGAACGACGCCUGGCUGAUCCGGUUCCUCAGGCCGUGCAAGUACUACCCAGAGUCUGCCCUGAAUCUGGUGAAGAAUUACUACAGCUUCAAGGUGAAGCACGCGAACGUGUACGACGGCCUGAAGCCUAGUCGGGAGAAGAAUAUCUUCGAGCAGAACAUCAUGUACGUGCUACCGAAUCGGGACCAGCAUGGCCGAAGGAUACUGGUGCUCGAGCUCGGGAAGAAAUGGAAGCCCAGCAAGUGUUCCCUGGACGAGGUGUUCAAGGGCUGCGUCCUGUACGUGGAGGCCGCCAUGUUGGAGCCCAGCACCCAGAUAGCCGGCGCUGUGGUGAUCUUCGACAUGGAAGGACUCACUCUCCAACAGGCUUGGCAGUUCACCCCUGCGUUCGCGAAGAGGAUACUGGAGUGGUUGCAGGAGGCGGUGCCUUUGAGGAUCAAGAAUAUGCACAUCGUUAAUCAACCCUAUGUGUUCAACAUGGUGUUCGCGUUGUUCAAACCGUUCUUCAAAGAGAAGCUGAGGAGCAGGCUCAUCUUCCAUGGCACUGAUCGCAAGUCAUUACACACGUACAUCUCGCCUAAAUGUUUGCCCAGCUGUUACAAUGGCACUCUGCAGAUCCCACGUGUUACUGGACCUCAAUGGCUGGAACUGUUGCUACUGUGCGAUAAAGAAUUCGAUGCGAUCAACUCGUACGGAUACAAGAAAUAAUUCAGCUGUCUCGACAUACCUUCAGAAGGGCAAAGAAAACCAAUGGUUCGGUCGAAAAUCGACAUACCGAAUCGAUUUUCGAGCAACGAUGUUGGCUGUGCAUUCUUUUGUUGUUGCGCUGUGCUAAAACCGACAUACGGCCUACAUGCUUACUUAUAGUCGGCUAAUCGUUAGUUCAUCCUCUACAACGUUAACUGUACUUUUGUAAGAUGCACGGAAUGGAGUACAAAUUGUUCUCCAGUUUGUCGCGUAGUCCUCGAUCUGUAUUAUUACUGGAAGGAAAUUAAUCGAAUUGUCCGUAGAAUUUUAUAUGCGUUACGAAAUAGGGUAAUUUUAUAUAUUCUUAUUUUUCAUCUAUUACUUCCCUAUCGUUUAAACCGUGAUUUAAAAAUUUAUUUUCCUUUUUUUUUUAUAUAAAACAGCGAGUGAGGAAAAGGUACCUCUGGCUAUUCAGACAGCGCAGAGUUCGUUCGACGAUGAUAAACUUGCUGACAUAGACGAACGAUUUAGGAUUUAUCGUUGUUAACUUAUUAUUUUUAAAAGCUCUCCGUCAUCUCGGAAGCUACCGCCAGCCGAUGCGUUUCGUGAAUUACGUUGUCGACCUGUUAGUUAAUUUAUUAAGACAAUUAAGGUUUAUCCCAAGGGUGUACGCUUAUACAGUAUGUACGUGAUAGAUAUUAAAGACACGAGUAAUUACAAUAUACGAAUUUUUCAACCAAA